GAGGGUCCCUGGUUCGCGCCCGGGUGUGGUCGAGGGGAUGGUCUAAAGUUAUACUGUUACAUAUGUACUGUAUAAGAAUUCUGAAACUAUGAGACUGACAUUUUUCUCAACAUGCUCCAAAAGUGGGAUAACGAGCAGCAAUAGUUCUGGUGUUUAGGUUUUGUGUCACUGGUUAUUUGAACCAAUCAUGAUUUUGCAGGUGUUACCAUCUGUCACAUGUUGGAAGGGGAGGGGACAUUCAGCCCGUAUCUUGAAAGAGGGGGUGGAGCUUCUCAUUCCGGUUCUUCUCCUUGUUCAACCAUCUCUUAAUCUCUCCACUUAUGAACCCAGAACUUAAGCGAGCAGUUGACUAAUUAUGUGACACCUAACCCAGAAUUUAACUAUGAUUAACUCUGGUGAAAGAUGUUCAACUCCAAUGAAUGCUCAAUCAAACAUUCUGAACAUAAGACGGGGCAUUCCAAGUGUUAUCAGUUUUGACAUUUGUAAAAAAAAUAUAUAUAAAAACCAUUUCCAUCGGAAAUAUUUGGCAAAGUGAUUGAAAAUGUUGUGGAAAGUAGUGAUCAGUGACACACUUCAGGAGAAAUGCGAUAUUACAAGUAUGCACCAAUCAAUCAGAGAUUUAGACUAAAGUAAUCAAAUGUUUGGUUUAAUGAUAUUCUAUGUACAAUGCUUCCUGUGGUCACCAGGACAGACCUAGUCCAUCCCCCUCCAACCUGCCGGAGUCCCCUGGUCACAAUUCUCCUGGUAGCGCCUUACUGCUGGAUCUGAAGAGGGUGUCUGUGUUGCUGGUCGACUGCAGGAAAACACCAGGAACUGUGAGAAAAGGACACGAGGAGGGAGAUGAAGAUUUGAUUUCAUCAAGGGACAGCACUAACCAUUCUCUCAGUUGGAGGGGCUUGUCAUCUGCGGAGCCUCAACAACAUUGUGUUGCUGACGAGACAGAGAAGUGUCUCUAUAGACCAGAACACCCCAAGAAACACCAGCAGAGAUGUAUAGGGAAGAAACCUCAACACUGCUGCUCUGACUGUGGGAAGAGUUUUACUAGCAGGAGUGAUUUCAUUAUUCACCAGUGGAUUCACACCCGGGAGAAACCGUACUGCUGCUCUCAGUGCGGGAAGAGUUUCACUGCUUCUAACGCCUUCCAAUCUCAUCUGCAAAUUCAUGCAGGGGAGAGGCCUUACCCGUGCCUUGAUGGUGGAAAGAGCUUCAAUCAGUCAAGCAACCUGACUACACACCAGCUAACACAAACUGGAGUGAAGCCUUUUAUCUGUGAUCAGUGUGGAAAGAGCUUUGCUGUAGCUUCCACCCUGAGUAGACACCAGGUUACACACACUGGAGAGAAGCCUUAUAGCUGUGAACAGUGUGGGAAAAGCUUUGCUGUAGUUUCCUCCCUGAUUAGACACCAUCGAACACACACUGGAGAGAAGCCUUAUAGCUGUUAUCAGUGUGGAAAGAGCUUUGCUGUAUCAGAAAAACUAACUAUACACCAGCGAACACACACAGGAGAGAAGCCUUAUAGCUGUGAUCAGUGUGGGAAGAGCUUUGCUGUAGUUUCCUCCCUGAUUAGACACCAUCGAACACACACUGGAGAGAAGCCUUAUAGCUGUUAUCAGUGUGGAAAGAGCUUUGCUCUAUCAGAAAAACUAACUAUACACCAGCGAACACACACAGGUGAGAAGCCUUAUCGCUGUGAUCAGUGUGGGAAGAGCUUUGCUGUAGCUUCCACCCUGAAUAGACACCAGCUAACACACAGUGGAGAGAAGCCUUAUAGCUGUGAUCAGUGUGGGAAGAGCUUUGCUGUAGUUUCCUCCCUGAUUAGACACCAUCAAACACACACUGGAGAGAAAACUUAUGUCUGUCUAUGUGGGAAGAGCUUUGCUCUAGCUUCCACCCUGACUACACACCAGCGAACACACACUGGAGAGAAGCCCUAUAGCUGUUAUCAGUGUGGCAAGAGCUUCAGUCAAUCAGUACACCUGAAUACACACCAGCGAACACACACAGGAGAGAAGCCUUACAGAUGUGACCAUUGUGGAAAGAGCUUCAGUCAAUCAGUACACCUGAAUACACACCAGCGAACACACACCGGAGAGAAGCCUUACAGCUGUGAUCAUUGUGGAAAGAGCUUCAGUCAAUCAUUAAACCUGAAAACACACCAGCUAACACACACUGGAGAAAAACAUUAGAUAGACAUACAGUACCAGUCAAAAGUUUGGACACACCUACACAUUCCAGGGUUUUUCUUAAUUUUUUUUAUUUUCUACAUUGUAGAAUAAUAGUGAAAACA
Molecule: messenger RNA, 2287 nt
Organism: Oncorhynchus mykiss (rainbow trout)
Lineage: Eukaryota; Metazoa; Chordata; Actinopteri; Salmoniformes; Salmonidae
Source: RefSeq, a predicted model, not a curated record